CUUGAGAUCAGCUGAUGGCAAGAUGGAGGGAAUACUAGCAUGAAAGGAUACAAGAUCUUAGGACCUGAGGAAAAUGGCCUGCUACCCCCGUUUGGGAGAAGUCUGUGAGAUCUUUCACCAGCAUAAAUGAUUCUGAUCCUUGGAGAAAUAACCAGACUCUCCUAAACAGAAAAUCACUGGCAUCUGAUCCCCAGCCUUCCCAAACCAGGCAGAAGAGGAAUAGGAGGACAUGAGGGACAUCUUUAUCUUGAGAUCUUGUGGCCUAUUUGGAUUCUUUGAAAUGAAACUCCAGUGAGGAAGAUUUAGAACUGGCCUGAACUGACUGUUCUUGGAUGAAAUUUUUCCUCAACCUUCCCUACCAAGGGAAGAGGUCACACCACGUGGGACCAGCCACCGAGACAAUCACCGCCCACCUCCGGGUCCUUCUCAUGACCUUCCUUUUCCCAUGGAAAAAAGAGGGAGACAAAAGUCAGAGUCUGGAUAUUUGCCUUGCAGAGCUGUUCUGAAGCGUUUGGGAGGGAAUUAAGGGGCCGUAACCUCCUCUGUGAGGUCCUGUAUUUCAGGUUUCCUAUCACAGAACAGCUUCUGUCCUUGUGGAACACCCUUCAUGGCACCACUACUGUGAGCCACCCGUGAUGAGUCUGUGAGUGUGGGCACCAAGUCAGAGCUGGGCCCAGAGCGCGGGCCUUUUCUCCCGCUCUUUCUUUGCUUUUGGAUUUCAUCCCUCCAUUCAGGAGUAAACAGGACAUCCCUCUGCUACCCUGCAGAGCUUGUGUACAGAGACCUGACAGAGAACUCACCCCCUUCCCUGAACUGGCUCCUUGGGGGAAUCCUCCAGGUGUCCUCAUUUGGGGACAGAGAAGAACGAACACCUUGGGAGAGGGAGGAAGAGAUCCACUUCCUCUGAUUGCCAGGAAAGUGGCCUUUCUCCUCCUGCUUCCUCCCAUGGGCAUGGGGUGAAGAGCCCGAUCAUGGUCAUCACCCAGAUGAAUAUGAAAUUCUGCUUUCGUGGAACAAAGCUGAGAGCCUUCUCCUGCGAGAUGAUCAGGUCUGCUAAUGGCUUCUUUCCGGAGACAUUCUGCUCCAUCGUCUGCCAGGUCCUGUGUCCAUUUCUGCUUUCCGGCAUAGGUAUGGUGGUUGCAGGCCUGGUGGCAGAUAAAGUCCAACACUGGAACGUGUUUGUGGACAUUAGAGAACUCUUAACCCUGGUGCCUUCCCUCGUGGGCCUGAAAGGGAACUUGGAAAUGACUCUGGCAUGCCGGCUCUCCACAGCUGCAAACACUGGGAUCAUCGAUGACCCAAAGCAGAAGCAAAAAAUGAUCAGUAGCAACCUCGCUCUGAUUCAGGUUCAGGCCACAGUUGUGGGCCUACUGGCUGCUGUUGUUGCCAUUUUAUUGGAAAUCAUCUCUGGACAAAAAGUUGAAUUGUCCCACAUCGGGCUCCUGUGUGCCAGCAGUGUGUUGACAGCCUUCAUGGCCGCCCUUUUCUUAGGAAUAGUGAUGAUUUGCGUGGUUCUGGGUGCUCGGAAGAUUAGGAUUAACCCCGAUAACAUCGCCACCCCUAUCGCCGCCAUGCUUGGAGAUGUCGUGUCCCUCUGCAUCCUGGCAGGCACCAGCACCGUCCUGUACAGAUACAUAGACAACUAUUAUCUGUUCCUAGGAAUCUGUUUCUUUUUCUUCUCCCUGAUCCCACUGUGGAUUUCCAUAGCAAAGCAGAGUCCUUCCAUUAUCGAAAUCCUGAAGACCGGCUGGUUUCCCAUCAUCAUAGCCAUGUUGAUUAGCAGUCUUGGCGGGCUCAUCUUCAAUAAAACCAUAACUCAGAAAAAGAUGAUCGGAAUGGCUGUCUUUACUCCACUGAUGAAUGGUGUUGGGGGUAAUCUAGUGUCCAUUCAGGCCAGCCGGAUCUCUACAUACCUGCAUUUCUGGAGUUCCCCCGGAGUCCUGCCACACAAUAUGAGGAGCUUCUUCCCCAAUCCUUGUCACAUUUUCUGCUCUUCAGAUAUCAACUCUGUGUCUUCCCGAGUCCUGCUAUUCCUGGUGAUCCCUGGGCAUCUGACAUUCCUCUACAUUAUUUAUCUGAUAGAGGGAGAGAACAUCAAGAUGCAUUCGCUGUUUGUGGUCUUUUAUCUGGUUGCUGCACUGAGCCAGGUGCUGAUCCUGCUAUAUCUGGCAGAGAUGUUGGUGAGGGUAGUAUGGCGCCAGUCCCAGGACCCUGACAGCUACAGCAUCCCUUACCUCACUGGGAUGGGGGAUCUGCUGGGGACCAGCUUCCUGUCACUUUGCUUUCUCUCCGACUCCUUCUUCUCUGACAAGAUGCCUUUGAAAAAUCUCAACAUGGUGAAACCUGGGCUUCCUUAGAAGUGAGGCAAGACAACCCAAGACAUUUAAUUCUCUGGUCUUUGCCGUGUUCAGAGUCCUGAAAGCAGAGUCCCAACAAUCAGACGGACAGGAUUUGGGAGCCUCUUCUCCUAACACUCUCUGCCAAGAUACCUAUGUAGACUCAUGUGUUCUUACCUGGUAACAGCCCAGAGCAUGUCUUGCAUAUGCUUGUAGGUGCCAGUUGAAAUGGGCUUUCCGGUGGGAAUGGUGUCAUGGAAGGGCCCAGCAUGCCUUUGAGAAGUUACACAAAUGAGAGGGAUGCUGCUCUGGCCAGAUGUCUUGGCUCCCCCUCUCAAUGGCAGUGCCCAUUGGAGAUCUUCAGAGCUGCUGUUUAGAUCUACCCCUUUACCCCUCUGCAAGCUAUCCUGACCCCAAAACAAAGCACUUCCCAAAGGGGAGCACAGCCAUGCCCCUGGACCCAACCAAGGGCAUAAUAUCUUUCCUUGUUCCAACUUAUUUCAUCUCAACUUUUCCCAAAAAAACUGUUAUAAAAUUCAGUGUUUAAAAAAAUGCAGAAGUAAAUUAUGUAAAAUUUAUUUGUCUUCUGUCUUUUAUGUCAUAACAAUGGUUGGAGCAAAUAUAGAGCUUGGGUUAUAAAAACAGCCAGUAGAAGCUUUUUGAACUUUUUUUUUUCUAAAGUACUUCCAUAUUCAUGAUCAUAUUUGGUCUUCCCAACAGCCUUGAUAAGUUGGGAAAACUUUAUUAUCCUUAACUUAUGGAAAAGAAAAGAAACCUAGAGAAGUGAAAAAGUAGAAGGCCUGGGAUACAGCAUGAUAUGGAGCACUAGAAUGAGGAUGAGCAUUUCUUAACCUUUUCUGUGUCAUGGACUCUUAGGAAGUGUAGUGAAGCCUACGUAACCCUUUUCAGAAUCAUGGUUUUAAAUUAAUAAAAUACAAAUGAUUACAAAGGAAACAUUAGAUAUUUUAAAAAAACAAGUCCAUGCCCUGCCCCCUGUUAAGAACUCUUACUCUAAGCAACUAAAUCCCAAUCCCAAAGGUGAGUACUUGGAAAAUGCUCAAGUGGAGUCCAAAAGCAUUUAUUAAGUGCUUACUAUGAGUCAGCCACUGUGCUAAGUGCUAAGAGUACAAGAAAGGCAAAAAUAUGGUUCUUUCCUGUAAGGAGUUUACAUUCUAACAGGGAACACAACAUACAAAUGUUAUUGUUGCUGCUGCUGUUUUUCCAUUGACCUUCGAGAAAACUAUGAUGUCAGGGGUGAUAUGAUGACAUGCAGAUAAACUGGAUUUGAGUAAAGGAGAGUUGUGAAAGAU
Antechinus flavipes (yellow-footed antechinus) is the source of this 3646-nucleotide messenger RNA. RefSeq names its product solute carrier family 41 member 3 (gene SLC41A3). Gene Ontology annotation, molecular function: monoatomic cation transmembrane transporter activity. The coding region runs from base 972 to 2357 and encodes 461 amino acids. The record is from RefSeq and is a predicted model, not a curated record. The transcript has 10 exons. Gene Ontology annotation, cellular component: plasma membrane. Gene Ontology annotation, biological process: monoatomic cation transport. Lineage: Eukaryota; Metazoa; Chordata; Mammalia; Dasyuromorphia; Dasyuridae.